Molecule: messenger RNA, 1098 nt
Organism: Harpia harpyja (harpy eagle)
Lineage: Eukaryota; Metazoa; Chordata; Aves; Accipitriformes; Accipitridae
Gene: CLIP3
Product: CAP-Gly domain containing linker protein 3
Exons: 7
Cellular component (GO): cytoplasm; nucleus
Molecular function (GO): protein binding
Source: RefSeq, a predicted model, not a curated record
GCCCCGCAGUCCCCCUCCCCUAGCUCCCCGCCCCUCCGGGCGAGUCGCGCAUGCGCGUUGCGCCCAGCCUAGCCCGCCGGCCGCGUCCCCAGCAGGCUGUUGCCAUGACGAAGGAGCGUGGGGGGGACCCCCCCGGCGGGGGGGGGCACCAACCCCCGACCCCCCCAGCCCUGUGGUGGAGCGACGCAAGAAGCCGAUGGUGCACCCUGCUGCCCCCCGCCCCCCUGCCCAAGGACUACGCCUUCACCUUCUUCGACCCAAAUGAUGUGGCGUGCCGGGAGAUCCUGCUGGACCCUCGCACCACCGUGCCCCAGCUCUUCGCCAUCCUGCGCCAGUGGGUGCCCCAAGUGCAGCACAGCAUCGACGUCAUUGGCAAUGAGAUCCUGCGCCGUGGGUGCCACGUGAACGACCGGGACGGACUGACGGACAUGACGCUGCUGCACUACGCCUGCAAGGCUGGCGCCCAUGGCGUGGGGGACCCGGCGGCAGCUGUGCGUUUGUCCACACGGCUGCUGGCGCUGGGGGGGGAUGUGACGCUGCGGAGCCGCUGGACCCACAUGAACGCCCUCCACUACGCUGCCUACUUCGACGUCCCCGAGCUCAUCCGCACCCUCCUGCGGGCGGCAGCCCCCCGAGUGCUGCACUCGACCUGCAGCGACUUCAGCCACGGGACAGCACUGCACAUCGCUGCCUCCAACCUCUGCCUGGGGGCUGUGCGCUGCCUGCUGGAGCAUGGGGCCGAUCCUGCCCUCCGGAACAGCAAGGGUCAGGUGGCGGCCGAGGUGGUGCCAGACCCUACGGACAUGGCGCUGGACAAGGCGGAGGCGGCACUGGCGGCGCGGGAGCUGCGACAGCUGCUGCUGGACGCCGUCCCCCUGAGCUGCAGCCUCCCCCGCGUCACCCUGCCCAACUACGACAACCUACCCGGGAACCUCAUGCUGCUCUGCUCGGCCUCCAGCUGGGCGACCGCGUCCGCGUCGACGGCGGAAAGGUGGGGGGCGCGGGUGGGGGACGCAGGGACGGGGCAGGGGGGACGGCACCCAAGCAGGGUGCAGGCAGGACCCGUGCAAUGGCAGGAUGCUCUGCAUGGGGAUGCAG